Molecule: messenger RNA, 1785 nt
Organism: Eruca vesicaria subsp. sativa (arugula)
Lineage: Eukaryota; Viridiplantae; Streptophyta; Magnoliopsida; Brassicales; Brassicaceae
Source: the annotation of a GenBank genome assembly
AUGAAGUUUCUCAUUCAAUCCAUUGCUGGGAGGAAUCGAUCUCUGGUUCGAGCUCUUGUUAGCCGGCGUUUCUUCGCUUCUUCGUCGUCUCCGGAGGAACUAGCAAAGAAAAAUUACGCCAACGAUCUGUUGGAGUACAACUCAGUUGUCAACUCCGUCACAGCUCAGCGCAGGCACUAUCUGUUGAGGGAUGUGUAUGAUGAUAUGAAGCUAGAUGGUGUGCAGCCUACAGCUGAUAUAUUCCAUUCAUUUGUUGUGGGAGUGAUGAAGGGCGCUCGUUUAAGUGAUGCUUUCUUUUUUCGUGAAGAAAUGAAGUCCAUGGGAAUUGCUCCAGAUGUGAACUUGUACAACUUUUUGAUUUCCACUUGUGGUAAAUGCAAGAAUGGAAAGGAGGCGAUCCGAGUCUUUGAUGAGAUGAAGAGAUAUGAUGUAAAACCAAAUGGACAGACUUUUGUUUGCCUGCUCAAUGCCUGCGCUGUUUCUGGCCAUUUGGAUCUUGUGUAUGCGAUAGUUAGAGAUAUGACUGCUGCUGGUGUUGGUUUGAACCAGUUCUGCUAUGCAGGACUCAUAACUGCUCAUCUAAACAAGGAGCCGAGACCAGAAAAUCUUUCCACCAAGAUUCUCGAGUUGGUGGAGCAGUCAAAAGGCUGGUCAUCAGUUGAUUCAUCAAGGAAGAGUGCAGAAGAUAUGAUGUUUAACAUCAGUGAAGAAGAGCUGUACAAUGUUCCGACCGCUGAAUAUUCCCACAGGAGCAGGUUUCUGCAGAGGAAUUUGACCGUGUACCACGUGGCAUUCAGUGCGCUCGCUGAUAUGAAGGAUGUACAAGCAACGGAAGCUCUUCUUGAGAUGCUUAAGAAAGACGGAAAAAAUACGGAUACUUACUGCGUGAUACAGAUUAUGAGGUGCUACCUACACUCGAAAGACUUUAAAAAUGGUCUUAAAUGGUUUGAAGAUUACAUGAACUCAGACAAAACCCCUGCCAUGGAACUCUACACGACUCUUAUAGAGGGAGCCAUGACAGAUUACACAGAGGAAGGAAUGAAGAUUGCUCAAGACACUCUGGUCAGCAUGAACGAUCGAAAUUUCUUCUUAGAUGCAAGAACUGGAAGCAAUCUGCUACUCAAAGCUGCUGGUGAAAAGACCGGAGGGUACACGGUUGCCAAUAUGACAUGGGAUCUUAUGCAAGCUCGGAAUAUUCCACAGACACUAGCUUCUGUUGAAGCUUACUACAAGGGUUUGAAAGAACGUGAAAUACCAGAGGAUGAUCCGAGACUGAUGCUAGUAACGCGUACACUCAAUACCCUGAAGCGUCAGCAAGGGACAUUUCUUAACCGACGUUGAAGCAAGCACAUGGACCAAGAGGGAAAAAGUAUGAUCAGUGUUUCUUCAUUUUCUGAAACUAUUUACUUAUUAUGACCUCUGUAAACCAAUCGGGGAAGCUUUUCAAUCAGUCGUUUAGAUGAAUAAGGAGACUUGCUAUAAGAAGAAACUUCAUCCAUAGGAUUAUCAUUCGGAUGUUACUCUGAUUUCAGUUUGCUUUUUAACCUUGGAGAUCUUUGUCUUUACGUACAAAGUAACAAAUUGAUUUAAAAGAUUCCAACGCCUGUUUGGUUUAUAAAUAUCAGGCUGUUCAAUCAAAUCUCAAAUGCACCAGUUUGUUUUUUUUUUGGCAAGGAAGAUGAGAAAAGAAAACCUAUACAUUCUGGGUGUAUCCAUUUGCAGAGAUUAAUAAAAGCAAGAGCAGUUUCUGAAUCACCAAAUCAUAUUAAUACAUCUUGAGGUCUC